Aphanomyces invadans is the source of this 2088-nucleotide messenger RNA. RefSeq lists its product as hypothetical. The transcript is spliced from 6 exons. Gene Ontology annotation, molecular function: oxidoreductase activity; FMN binding. Lineage: Eukaryota; Oomycota; Saprolegniomycetes; Saprolegniales; Verrucalvaceae. The coding region runs from base 790 to 2088 and encodes 432 amino acids. The record is from RefSeq and is a predicted model, not a curated record.
UGGUGCUUGAGUAGUUGGCAAACUUCGUGACGACAGUAGAAAACACUCGAAUGCGGCAAUGGGCCAAGUCCACAGGCAAUCUACAAGAUUGCUCGGAGCACAUUCGUCAUGCAACGUUCCCGUUCCGUCAGCUUUCCCGUGACAGCAUGAUAUUCCAUGGCAUAAAUGGACCACAAUGCGUCUAUUCGAUACACAACUCCAACUUGAGCUGUGCAUGCGUUGGAGACGCCGAGAUCGGAGUAAGGAAGGCCUGUACACGAAUCGGUGCAAUGCGACUGAGCUUCAUGCGCAUGGAUGGCCGCGUGCGCGGUGCUCCACCCUUUUGUGUGCUCUGUGCAUACCACCAAUCAGCUCUCGCCACUGCUGCAGGUCAAAGAACGAAUGGGACAGCAAUACCCAACUGCCCGAUGUCACGCCAGGCUUGGGUGUGGCCCAGUGGCCAGCGUCUUUGUGCUGACACUUCAUUUCCAUCGAGUUGGUGCGUCCAACGGCAUCGCUUUUGGCCUGCCGCCGCAUCGGAUUCUCCAUUGCGGUACUGCCCUCGCGCCCAAGAUGCGUAUCUUUUCCCAAGCGUGGCGGCAUAAACACGCGCGCGUAAAAUUGACUCCCCCAGCUUGGAUCACUUUAGAAAUCCCUCGAUCUCCCCGACAAUUCCAAUCCAUGGCCGGAGCAUCGGACGUGACGUACCCCACGACGGCCGACAUUGUGAUCAUCGGCGGUGGCCUUGCAGGUACUACACAUGCGUGCUCCGGUUUGUCCCGACCAUUUCCAUGAUCCGGUCCUCCAGGCAUGGCCGCCGCGUUGGAAGCGAUCGAUGCGAACGCGGCGUUGCGCGUUGUGCUUCUUGAAAAGGAACCGAAAGUCGGCGGCAACUCGGCCAAGGCGUCGUCCGGCAUCAACGCGGCGCAGUCCAAGGACGACCUCGAUGCGUACCUGCAAGACACACUCAAGUCGGGCGGUGGGUUCACCAACCCUGUCCUGGCGCACACGUUGGUCCAUCAAAGUUUGGAUGGCAUUCGGUUCCUCGAAAGCAAGGGCGUCGACUUGUCGGUGCAAUGCCAGCUCGGUGGCCACUCGACGGAGCGCACGCGCCGCAACAAAACCGGUCCGAACGUCGGGUUUGCCAUCACGUCGGCGCUCAAGAAGGCGAUCGACGCGGCCGCGAGCCAGAUCCAGGUCGUGACCAACGCCAAGGUCACCAAGUUGGUCGCGUCCGGCACCAACGCCGUGUCUGGCGUCGAGUACCGCGUGGACGGCGCCGAUUACGCUGUGUCGACGCCGGCCGUCAUACUGGCCACGGGUGGGUAUUCGGCCAACACGGCGUUGCUGAAAUCGUUGGCGCCGGGCAUGGAGUCGUUUGCGACAACAAACGGGCCGUGGGCGACGGGCGAUGGCUUGGAGCUGGCGACGGCGUUGGGUGCGGCGCUCGUGGACACGGACAAGGUGCAGCUGCAUCCCACUGGGUUCAUCGACCCGAAGGAUCGCCACAAAUCGACUCGGUACUUGGCACCGGAAGCCCUUCGCGGCGCCGGCGGCAUCUUGCUCAACGUGCAAGGCCAUCGGUUCGUGAACGAACUCGCGACCCGGAAGGAAGUGUCGAACGCAAUGUUGGCCCAGCCGGAGAAGCGGUCGUUCCUCGUGUUGCUGCAAACGGACCAAGUCCAGGCGGCGUGUCAGGCGCUGGGGCUCGGCUUUUACGAGAAGAUUGGGCUGGUCAAGGUCGUGCCGACGCUGGAAGGGUUGGCGGACGUCAUGGGGGUGCCCCCGACCGUGCUCGACGUCGAAUUCGACACGUACUUGAAGGGUGCACGUGGAGAAACCAAGGACGCGUUUGGCCGAACGGCGUUUGCCAACGUGACGGAGCUUCGGCCGAUGUAUGUGUUGGAAGUGGAGCCCGUGGUCCAUUACUGCAUGGGUGGCGUACAGAUCAACGAACAUGCCGAAGUGCUGCUGGGCACCCACAACGUCGCAACGGGGCUGUUUGCGGCGGGCGAAGUGUCCGGCGGUCUCCACGGCGGCAACCGCCUCGGUGGCAACUCGCUGACGGAAUGCGUCCUUAGAAAGGAACUGCCUCUUGCAAGGUAUUGA